UCCGCUUCGGCUGCCCGGCUUGCUCUCCUCCCGGCGCCGCAGGACCGCCUUGAAGAGUCAGAGGAUGGCCAGUUUCAGCCUUGGCCUCUUCCUUGGCCUGGUGCUUGCACCCUUCGCGGCCAAUGCCCAGGCUGACCCCUGCCCCAGCGGCUGGCUCGCCUACAACGGCCACUGCUAUGGCUACUUUGAACAGGAGAUGAACUGGCAACAGGCGGAGGCCUUCUGCCAAAGCCACAAUGGCCACCUGGCCUCCAUCCAGACCCGUGAGGAGCACCAAGCCGUGUCCGACUUCCUGCAAAAGGCUCAGUGGUGGGAGCACGAGGACGUGUGGUUGGGGCUCUUCCUUCCAUCCCACAGCCAGACCUGGACUUGGGUGGACGGCACCCCCGUGGGCUACACCGCCUGGGAGAAACAUUACCGCCGCCGCUGGGACUCUUGUGCUGCCCUGGAGGACUCUUACGGAUUCCUGCUGUGGGACGACGAAUCCUGCUACGACCGGAACCCCUUCCUCUGCAAAAGCUUGGCAGCAGCCGCCCCCCAGGCAAGCCAGGCCUGAGUCUGCCUUGUCACCCCCAGGAGAAAGCCCAGAGCUGCCUGUCCACCUCCCCCCCCU
Molecule: messenger RNA, 613 nt
Organism: Protobothrops mucrosquamatus (brown spotted pit viper)
Lineage: Eukaryota; Metazoa; Chordata; Lepidosauria; Squamata; Viperidae
Product: rheacalcin-1-like
Exons: 6
Coding region: 65-556 (163 amino acids)
Molecular function (GO): signaling receptor activity
Source: RefSeq, a predicted model, not a curated record